GAAGGUGAUUCUAGGAUCAAUAUGUCUAUGUUUGGCUUUUUCUAUGUAUUGCAAUGGACAUGAUAUAAGUCCACAUAUUCAAGGCAUGCUAGAGAAGUUUUUCAAAACCAAGAAAGUCCUUUGGAAGCCGAGUAAAUCGCAUAUUAAAUCUAUGAUUCCUGUUGACCUUAAGGUCGAAGUGUUGUCUACCUAUGAAAUGAAGGGAGUUACUGACAAACAUCGUAUAUCACGAAAAGCAAAAGACUGUUCAGGAAUAUUGAAUGCAAAUCCAAAAAGAAAAAGAAAAGAUGGUGUUUAUGUGAUUUACCCAGAUGGACACACCCGGAAGGAAGUGUUCUGUGACAUGACGACAGAGGGAGGAGGGUGGACAGUUAUUCAAAGGCGAAAAGAUGGAUCGACUGAUUUUUACAGAACAUGGAAAGAAUACAAGCAUGGAUUUGGAGAUCCUUCCAAAAAUUACUGGAUUGGAAAUGAUGUCAUUAACAUACUCACCAACGGUACACCGCAGCUUCUCCGUGUUGAUCUGCAAAGAUUUAAUGGUGAAAAGGGAUACGCCAAAUAUUCCAGAUUCUCUGUGGACAACGAAAGCAACAAAUAUAAGUUGAAUGUGUCGGGCUUCUCCGGUACAAUAGGAGAUGCUCUGAAAUAUCAGAACAACAUGAAGUUCACCACCAAAGAUCAAGAUAACGAUAGACAUGGCGGUAAUAAUUGCGCACAGGCAUUUCAUGGAGCUUGGUGGUAUGAUGCUUGUCAUGGUUCAAAUCUUAACGGACUCUAUACAGGUUCUGCUGUAAUAUCUUCAGAACAUCCUGUCUGGUAUUACUGGAAAGGCAAACACGAAGCAUUGAAAAGGACACAGAUGAUGAUACGUCCAAAAAAUAAGUGAAUUAAAUGAUAUCUAUCAAAGGUUAAAUUCAUUCAAUUGUAUAAUAAAGCCUUUCAAGGAAAAAAA
This is a messenger RNA of Saccostrea echinata, 952 nucleotides long. RefSeq names its product techylectin-5B-like. The record is from RefSeq and is a predicted model, not a curated record. Bases 44 to 886 code for a protein of 280 amino acids. NCBI's taxonomy places the organism in Eukaryota, Metazoa, Mollusca, Bivalvia, Ostreida, Ostreidae. The transcript has 6 exons.